Molecule: messenger RNA, 5681 nt
Organism: Vespula vulgaris
Lineage: Eukaryota; Metazoa; Arthropoda; Insecta; Hymenoptera; Vespidae
Gene: sxc
Product: UDP-N-acetylglucosamine--peptide N-acetylglucosaminyltransferase 110 kDa subunit
Exons: 12
Coding region: 524-3742 (1072 amino acids)
Biological process (GO): protein O-linked glycosylation
Molecular function (GO): protein binding; protein N-acetylglucosaminyltransferase activity
Source: RefSeq, a predicted model, not a curated record
UUAGCUUGCAAUAUUGUUCUUACCUGCGCGAAAGAAAAAGCAGAUUAAUAGAACGCAUCGAACGUUAGAACGAAUUAGAACGGAAAAAUUCGAUCGGAACAGGAGGAAAAUGUUUCGUGACAUUUUCAACGUAAUUGUAACAUAGUGUGUUAGUGUCCGUCGUCCAUAUCUUUCCCUACAUUUUAACCAUAUCUCCAUAUAUCUCUUCCUCUCUUUCUCUUUGUCUUUCCUUCCCUCUCUUUCUCCCACAUUCGUAGGCUCGAUCGCAGAGAACCGAAUCCAUUCCUCGAGACACGAGAUUCAUCAUGGCGGGCACGAAAACCUCGCUAUACUAGUGUAUACAUUACUAAAAAAACAUUUACAAUUGUUUACAUCUCGACUCUUCAAGUGUAUAUUCGACGUAAAUUUCACGCGACGAUCGGUCAAUUCAAUUCGUCGAGUCACCGAAUUGAUAAUAAUUUACAUUCGAUCCAUAUAUUAUUACGAUCGAUUAUCUCUUUUCUUCUACUUAUUUCGCGUCUUCAUGCUGGCCGUCAUCAUGCAAGCGCAGCAACAACCGCAACAGCAACAGCAACAACAACAACAGCAACAGCAACAGCAACAACAACAGCAAACUCAUCAACAACAAAUAGCGGGUACUAACGUAAUACUUAAGAUGAAUGAAAUACAACAACUCUCUACUGCAGGGUUACUGGAGCUUGCACAUAGGGAAUAUCAAGCUGGUGACUAUGAAAAUGCAGAAAGACAUUGUAUGCAACUUUGGCGCCAAGAAACAAAUAACACCGGAGUAUUGUUAUUGCUCUCUUCUAUCCACUUUCAGUGCAGAAGAUUAGAAAAGUCUGCACAUUACAGUAGCUUGGCCAUAAAACAAAAUCCUUUGUUGGCAGAAGCUUAUAGUAACUUAGGAAAUGUAUACAAAGAACGCGGACAGCUUCCAGAAGCUCUAGAGAAUUAUCGACACGCGGUCAGACUUAAACCUGAUUUCAUCGACGGAUAUAUCAACUUAGCUGCAGCUUUAGUAGCGGCAGGAGACAUGGAGCAAGCUGUUCAAGCAUAUAUCACUGCUCUACAAUACAACCCUGAUCUUUAUUGUGUGAGGAGUGAUCUUGGUAAUCUUUUGAAAGCAUUAGCAAGACUUGACGAAGCUAAGGCAUGCUAUCUGAAGGCGAUCGAGACAAGACCAGACUUUGCGGUCGCCUGGAGCAACCUAGGUUGCGUUUUCAAUGCUCAAGGAGAAAUAUGGUUGGCUAUUCAUCAUUUUGAAAAGGCUGUUGCUUUAGAUCCGAACUUUUUGGAUGCUUACAUCAAUCUAGGAAAUGUUCUCAAGGAGGCACGUAUCUUCGACAGAGCUGUCGCUGCUUAUUUACGUGCGUUGAAUCUCAGUCCAAAUAAUGCCGUCGUACAUGGAAACUUGGCGUGCGUUUAUUAUGAACAAGGUCUCAUCGAUCUUGCGAUCGACACUUAUCGUCGUGCCAUCGAGUUACAGCCAAACUUCCCAGAUGCCUAUUGCAAUUUGGCGAACGCUCUCAAAGAGAAGGGGCAAGUGGUCGAAGCCGAAGAAUGUUAUAAUACCGCCCUCCGACUUUGUCCUACUCAUGCCGAUUCUCUCAAUAAUUUGGCCAACAUAAAACGCGAGCAAGGAUAUAUCGAAGAAGCUACGCGACUUUAUUUGAAGGCUCUUGAAGUAUUUCCAGAGUUUGCUGCCGCACAUAGCAAUCUUGCAUCAGUAUUACAACAACAAGGAAAGUUAAACGAAGCACUAAUGCAUUAUAAGGAAGCGAUUCGCAUACAACCAACAUUUGCAGAUGCUUAUUCCAAUAUGGGGAAUACCCUGAAGGAGAUGCAAGACAUACAAGGUGCCCUUCAAUGUUACACAAGGGCAAUACAAAUAAAUCCUGCUUUUGCUGAUGCUCACUCCAACUUGGCUUCAAUCCAUAAGGAUUCCGGAAAUAUUCCUGAAGCUAUUCAGUCAUACAGGACGGCAUUAAAACUUAAACCGGACUUUCCCGACGCUUAUUGUAAUUUGGCACAUUGUCUUCAAAUUGUAUGCGAUUGGACCGAUUACGAAGCUAGGAUGAAAAAACUUGUUUCGAUCGUUGCCGAACAACUCGAUAAAAAUAGAUUACCUAGCGUACAUCCUCAUCAUUCGAUGCUCUAUCCAUUGUCUCAUGAUUUUCGAAAAGCCAUUGCUGCUAGGCAUGCCAAUUUAUGCAUUGAAAAGAUCCACGUUCUACAUAAACAACCUUACAAGUAUCCACAAGAAGUUAGCUCACGUUUAAAAAUCGGUUAUGUUUCUUCAGAUUUUGGAAAUCAUCCAACCAGUCAUUUAAUGCAAUCGAUUCCUGGCCUUCACGAUCGUUCAAACGUUGAGAUUUUUUGUUACGCUUUAAGUGCCGACGAUGGGACAACAUUCCGAGCAAAAAUUGCCAGAGAGGCCGAACAUUUUGUUGAUCUUUCUCAAACACCGUGCAAUGGAAAGGCCGCUGAUCGUAUUAACGCUGAUGGCAUUCAUAUACUCGUUAACAUGAAUGGUUACACAAAAGGUGCAAGAAAUGAAAUCUUUGCUUUGAGACCAGCACCGAUUCAAGUUAUGUGGCUUGGUUAUCCUGGUACAUCUGGCGCUAGUUUCAUGGAUUAUUUAAUCACCGACGAAGUUACAUCCCCUCUCGAACUUGCUAGUCAAUAUAGCGAGAAACUAGCUUAUAUGCCACACACAUAUUUUAUUGGUGAUCACAAACAAAUGUUUCCACAUCUUAAAGAACGUCUCAUUCUAACGGACAAACUAAACACAAAAGGCAAAGUAGCAGAUAAUGUGGCUGUCAUUAAUGCUACCGAUUUAUCACCGAUGAUUGAAAAUACAUUGGUGAAGGAAAUUCGCGAAGUCGUGGUGCCAGAUGCGAAAAACAAACCCGUUGAAAUUUCAUUGAAAGUAGCCGAACUACCAACAACUACCCCCAUUGAGACGAUGAUCGCUUCUGGCCAAUGUCAGAUGUCUGUAAAUGGUGUUGUUGUACAGAACGGUAUGACGACGACCCAAGUGAACAACAAAACUGCUACAGGCGAGGAAGUUCCUCAAAAUAUUGUUAUUACGACGAGACAACAAUAUGGUUUACCGGAGGAUGCAGUUGUUUAUUGCAAUUUUAAUCAAUUGUAUAAGAUCGAUCCUCUUACUCUUCAUAUGUGGGCUCACAUUUUAAAGAACGUACCAAAUUCAGUACUUUGGCUGUUGAGAUUCCCAGCAGUUGGUGAACCUAAUCUUCAAGCGACAGCACAACAAUUAGGUCUUGCUCCUGGUAGGAUACUUUUUAGUAAUGUCGCUGCUAAAGAGGAACACGUUAGGCGCGGCCAAUUAGCCGACGUCUGUUUGGAUACACCAUUAUGUAAUGGACACACUACGAGUAUGGACGUACUUUGGACCGGUACUCCAGUUGUUACGUUGCCUGGAGAAACAUUAGCCUCUCGUGUCGCUGCUAGCCAAUUGAACACGCUUGGCUGUCCUGAAUUAGUAGCUAGGACGAGACAGGAAUAUCAAGAAAUUGCUAUACGGUUGGGAACCGAUCGAGAAUACUUGAAAGCGACACGUGCAAAAGUAUGGAAGGCACGUUCAGAAAGUCCUCUAUUCAAUUGCGAAUUAUAUGCUAUGGGUAUGGAAAUGUUAUAUAAAAAAAUGUGGGAACGUUUUGCUCUAGGAGAGAAGCCUGACCAUGUUGCAGCCAAUGAUAAAUCUGAUAGUCUCAAAUGAUUAGACAAUUUUAACUAUAAUAUUAUUUUACGUUUAUUACAAAUCACACAUUUAGAAGAUUAUUAUAUUCGGUUGUACAACUACUGCUCCUCUCUCUCUUUCAUUCUCUUUCUCUUUUUCUUUUUCUGUCUCUAUUUCUUUCCAAAAAUUAUUAUUCACGAUCAAUCGUUCGACAUCUUAUUAUUGUCAUUUCCAUUAUAUUGUUUUAUAAUAAUUUUUCUUAUUUCUAUAUCAAUAAUAUAUUAUAUGGAUCGUUCAUAAAGCAUAAUUAAGAUCGAUAAUUCCAUUCAAUAUGCUGAUGAAGACGAUGACGAUAACGAUGAUGAUGACGAAGAUGAUGAUGGUGGUGGUAGUGAUGACGAUGAUGAUGAUAAUGAUGAUGAUUGAUGAUGAUGAUUGAUGAUGUUGAUGAUGAUGAUUGAUGACGAUGACGAUGACGAUGACGACGACAACGACGACGACGACGAGGACGACGACGACGACGACGACGAUGAUGAUGAUGAUGCGGUUCGCGUUUUAUCGUGCAAGUGGAGAAAGUGUUUUAGAAAAUCCUCUCUAUGUAAUUCUGUGAUCAGUAGCGAUACACAACGAUGAUUAAACAAAUCGUGAGUUGGAUGUGUUAAAGCAAUCUCAUAUAUAAUAUACUUCAUACAUACAUACAUAUACAUACACGCAUACAUACGCGCACACACACACAAUACGUACAUACAUCCCAUUAAUCACAAUAUGACUUUCUAUUUCCAAUAUAUGAUGUAUUUCGUUUUUGGAAGUACUAUAUGUGUACGUGUGUCAGUGUGAUGUAUACAUAGAAGAAUCGAAGUCAUUUUCUCAAGAAGAAAAAACGGAUUUAUAUUAUAGAAACACGCAUCAUACAUAUGUUCCUUUUCUCUUAUCUUUUUUCUUUUUCAUUUUUUUUUUUUUUUAAAUUAUGCGAACAAUUAGACAAGACAGGCAAACAAACAAAUAAUCAAAUAACAGUAUUUUAUUGAUAUUGUGUAUCUUCAUGGAAAAAAAACCAAAACAAAAGGGAAAAAAAAAACAAAAAAAAAAGAGAGAGAGAGGUGACACAUAGUAUCCCUCAUGGUUUUUCAUUCAUCUUUUUUUGGCCUCUCGUCAUAAGCCACGUCUUACGUUAUUUUUUUUUUUUUUUUUUUUUUUUUUUUUUUUUUUAAACAUGAUCUGUAAUAAUACGUUGAAUUUGCGAUGAUUAUGAUCGUUAAUGAUCGAUAUAGAUCUUUGGACGCAAUCGUUUGAUUAGAUUUACUUACUUCGUAUAUUAAAAAUACAACUCUAGUGAAAGUUUCCUAUAUUUAUCAUUUUGAUUCUCUCUUAGUUGUUUAUACAAAUCGAGAAGUGAAGUUUUGCAAAAAGGAAAGAAGAAAAAAUGAAUAAAUAAAAAAAAAAACAAGUACUCGAACUAAUAUAUAUAUACACAUAUAUAUAUAAUAUACACAUAUAUGUAUGAAUGGUGAGAAUUGGAGUUGACAGCAUGAGUUGUACGGAGGUAUUAUAAUUAUGAUUAUUAUUAUUAAUUAAUUAAUUAAUUAAUUAUAUUAUUAUAUAAUUAUUUUAUUACUAUUAUUGUUAUUAUUAUUAUUAUUAUUAUUAUAUAUUGAUAAGAUAAGUGUUCGCGAAGGUAAAAACUAGAAUUGUAUCAUAAUAAACGGCUAAUAAUAAUUGUGUAAAUAUAUUUAAAAAAAAAAAAAAAAGAAAAAAAAAGGAAAAAAAGGAAAAGGACAAAAAAAUGUUAUAGUUAUUAUUUCAACAAGAGAAUAGUGGAUUACACGUAGAAUAUGGAAUAUAAAUCGAUAAAAAUGUGUGAGUUAGCUAAAGACGACUGUUGUUGUUGUGUGGUGUUAACUGUAGUGAACAAAACAAAAAUGAAAAAGUCGAUGUAUGUCUAGACUUUGGAGAAUAAAAACUCUCAACACACAGAUAA